This is a messenger RNA of Linum tenue, 2236 nucleotides long. Lineage: Eukaryota; Viridiplantae; Streptophyta; Magnoliopsida; Malpighiales; Linaceae. The record is from the annotation of a GenBank genome assembly.
CCUUAUAAAGGUAUCGGAGCCACCGAUCCCCCAUUGUUCUCUGGCAUCUCCGCAUCUCCACGAGGCAUCUUCUCUUCCCUUCGCACGGUUGCAUCCACUUCCAUUCUUUCGUUUCUUUCUGUAUAAUUGGCUCACAAUUCUGCCGUCCUCCUCACCUUUACAAUCACCAACGAACACGGCCUUCGGGAAGCUCCAGAUGUGUCUGUCUCAAGUUGUGCGGUGAAGGUGUUUGUCUUAAUGUCAGUGUGAUCUAUUCGCCUUGUGCUUGGAACUCUCGUCUCUCGUCCUUCUCUCGAUUGAUUCGUUCUCUCCUCUCUUUCGUCGCCAACUUUGUACGAACUCGCCCACUGAUUCUGGGUCGAUAAUACCGAGAUUAUUUGAGGACUUUCCCCAUCUGGGUCCUUGUUCUCGUGUGGGUUCUCCAAUCAGGGUAAUCUAUUCUGUGUUUCCUCUUCUGGAAAAUGGAUCUGGACGGUGAUCACUCGGAAAAUAUUUCCGAAGCUACCGAGCAGGACCAAUUAGUCCCUUCGACGAUCACUUCUGAAAUGGCGACAACGGAGAAGCAUCAAGGGAGCUCGCGAGGAGGGAAAGGGAAGAGGCUGUGGAAGAAAGUGAAAUACCAGCUGGUGGAGUACCAUUCUUUGCCCGCAUAUUUAAGGGACAACGAAUACAUUCUUGGCUACUACAGAGCUGAAUGGCCAAUGAAGCAGAUUCUUCUCAGCAUUUUCACCAUUCACAACGAGACUCUGAACGUUUGGACGCAUUUGAUUGGCUUCUUCCUUUUUCUUGCACUGACCAUCUAUACAGCAACAAAGGUUCCAAAUGGUCAUUCUCUGCAACUUUCAGAUGUUCUGAAAGCCGAUUUGCACAAAUUGCACGCCUGCCUACCUUCUUUGCCAAACAUGCAUGAUCUUCAUAGACUCAGGGAUGAGCUCAAGACGACAUUGCCUUCAAUGGAUUUUUCAGGAUGGCAUGUUAUGGAACUUCUUUACAAUUGUUUGCCUGAGCGAUUCUCCCAUGGCAACCAAACUGAUGUUUGUCGCUUGCGGAGCAUGACAGGCGAUGUCGCAAACAUCAUAGCACCACUUAUGGUGAGACCUAUAACCAGGUGGCCAUUUUUUGCUUUCAUGGGAGGGGCAAUGUUCUGCUUACUGGCCAGUAGCAUAUGCCACCUUUUAUCUUGCCACUCGGAGCGGAUAUCAUACAUCAUGCUUCGAGUUGAUUAUGCUGGAAUUGCAGCCCUGAUAGCCACAUCAUUUUAUCCACCAGUAUACUAUUCUUUCAUGUGCAUGCCCUUCUUCUGCAACCUCUACUUGGGGUUCAUAACCCUAUUCGGCAUUGCCACGGUCAUGUUUUCGUUACUUCCAGUUUUCCAAAAACCCGAGUGGCGUACGGUUCGUGCAUCCCUCUUCUCUUUCAUGGGUCUAUCUGGAGCACUACCAAUCCUUCACAAGCUCAUCUUGUUCUCACAUCAACCUGAAGCACUCCACACUACUGGAUAUGAAGCUCUGAUGGGACUUUGCUAUGGACUUGGAGCAGUUGUGUAUGCAACAAGGGUCCCCGAACGAUGGAUGCCUGGGAAGUUCGACAUUGCAGGGCACAGUCACCAACUCUUCCACGUGUUAGUGGUUGCUGGAGCUUAUGCUCAUUACCGAGCAGGGCUAGUUUACCUGAAGUGGAGAGACCUCCAUGGAUGUUAGUGGUGGCUGGAGCUCAUGCCCAGUACUGCGCAAGGCUAGUAUACCUAAAGUGGAGAGACCUCCAUGGAUGUUGACGAGAAGAAUGUGCAAGUGUUAAUUGUAUCUUAUGGUCUUAGUAAAUGAGACUUUGUAGGAAAAUGAAACUAUGACUAGACGACAGAUGGAAGUGUAAAAGUCUGUGAGUUAGAGAUCCAAAAUAUAGAAAUUGUAGCAAGAGCAGAAUGAAUGUGCGAAGCCCCUUGCAACUGCAGCCCGUUUCAUGCUAAAUUGGCCGAGGCUGCUGGUAAUGGCACGAACUGCCAAUUGUGUAGUUUUCAUUGCUGGUUUUCUUUAAUGGUUAGCAGGUUCUCUCAAUGGGGACUGAUAGCUUGAUCAUUACCAACAUAACGGUGUAAAAAAUCAGAUGUGCUAUCUUGCUUUCAUUGAGAUUUGGACUCCAGUGAUAUCCUACUGUUUGACUUCAUUACAAUUUGAUGAUGAUAUUCUCGUCCAAACAUUGGCUUAUGGUUGUGUAUACUUGAAUGAAUGGAUCGUGU